AUGGACAAAAAAAAAUUAACACCAAGUGCUAGUGGUUCAUCUUCGUUGCUGUCAUCGUCAGCCACAUCAAUUAAGCCGAAAAGCUCCUUAUUAGUACCAUCGUCGACAAGUGGUAGUGCUACUGUUGCUGCUACUGUCGGCAAGAGUGGAACAACAUUACAAAUCGAUCGUGAAAAUUGUGAUCGAGCUAUGAUCUCGAUUAGUUUUAAUGGCGUUGAUCCAUUAUUUAUGUAUACGCAAUUAUUGAAAGAAACGCUUUUGGAUAUUGAAGACGAUGAUGCAAAAUCAAUUAAAGAACUUGCUGAAUACUGCCGUCUUCAAGAUGAUAUUUAUGAAGGCGAAAUUAGGAUGGUUGAAAAAAAAUAUCGUGACCAUACACCAAUAUGGUGGUAUACAGCACCCCACUUUAUUUAUUCAAUGCUCAAUCGUGGCCUUCGUCUAAUGGACGUCGACAUUAUAAUCAAAAUGGGUUUUUUUAUUCGUCAUUUACAUCAACAUAUCCAAAAAUUAUAUAAUGAACAACAACAAUCCAGCACGAAAGCUACGGCGCCAUUUACAAUAUUCCGUGGGCAAGGUUUGUCAGUUGAAAAUUUCGAUAAAGUGAAACAAACCAAAGGAGGACUUAUGUCCUUCAAUAAUUUCUUGUCCACAAGUGAAAAUCGUCAAGUGUCCGUUAAAUUUGCUCGAGAAGGAGCAUCGAAAAAUUCCGAUAUGGUCGGUAUCCUCUUCAUUAUGACUAUUGAUCCUGAUGUAUGUACAAAAUCAAAAAUUCCAUUUGCUGAUGUUAGUCAAGUUGGCUUUUUCGAAGGCCAAGAAGCUGAAAUUCUUUUUACAACACAUACAAUAUUUCGAAUCGAUAAAAUUCAACAAAUUCAUGACGAUCAUACUGAUCGUCUAUGGAAAGUUCAUCUUACCCUUGUGGGUAAUGACAACCACGAGCUAAAUACACUUAUAGCACACGUACGCGAAGAUAUCAACUUGAAAGCACCAAUACGAGGAUGGUCUCAACUAGCUUUUAUACUCAUUAAAGUGGGUGAGCCUGCAAAAGCUGAAAAACUCUGCAAAAUACUUCUUCAAAACGCAUCUACUGAUAAAGAGAGAUCAGAUUACAAUCAAAAACUUGGUUGGGCAUAUAAUUAUAUGGGCGAGUACUCGAAAGCGCUUUCAUCGCACGAACGAGCACUUGAAAUCCGAAAAAUAGCUCUCCCUCCAAAUCAUCCCGACUUGGCUUCGUCCUACAACGGCAUCGGUUUGGUGUAUUAUGACAUGGGCGAGUACUCGAAAGCACUUUCAUCGUAUGAACGAUCACUUGAAAUCCGAAAAAUAGCUCUCCCUCCGAAUCAUCCCGACUUGGCUACUUCCUACAACAACAUCGGUAUAGUGUAUUAUAACAUGGGCGAGUACUCGAAAGCACUUUCAUCGUAUGAACGAUCACUUGAAAUCUGGAAAAUAGCUCUUCCUCCGAAUCAUCCCGACUUGGCUACUUCCUACCUCAACAUCGGUUCGGUGUAUAAAGACAUGGGCGAGUACUCGAAAGCACUUUCAUCGUACGAACGAGCACUUGAUAUCGACAAGAAAGUUCUCCCUCCAAAUCAUCCCGAUUUGGCUUCUGACUACAACAACGUCGGUAUAGUGUAUAAAAACAUGGGCGAGUACUCGAAAGCACUUUCAUCGUACGAACGAUCACUUGAAAUAAAAAAAAUAGCCCUCCCUCCGAAUCAUCCCGACUUGGCUUACUCUUACAACGGUAUCGGUUUGGUGUAUGAUAAGAUGGGCGAGUAUUCGAAAGCACUUUCAUAUUACGAAAAGACGCAAGACAUCUGGAAAAAAUCACUACCUUCAAAUCAUCCACAUAUUGCACUUGUGAAAAGAAACAUUGAAGAUGUAAAAAAGAAAAUGUAA
This is a messenger RNA of Rotaria sordida, 1902 nucleotides long. Lineage: Eukaryota; Metazoa; Rotifera; Eurotatoria; Philodinida; Philodinidae. The record is from the annotation of a GenBank genome assembly.